UCAAACCUGUCCGUGCUACUACCUACAAUGGCUGUUUACUUCUGGAUAUUAGCUUUUUGGUUACUGGAUAGUUCUGUCAUAGACGGUCAUAAUGACCACAUGUGGGUACAAUAUCGAAAUAAAGACUUUAUGUUAGUCCAUCAACAAAUGACAUGGAUGGAAGCUCAGAGUGUAUGCUAUUCCCUUGGCGGUUUUCUUGCAACUGUCUCAAAUUCUGAUGAAAUGAAAUUUAUCAAAUCAAUGACAAACGUAUACCCUAACAGAGUUUGGUUGGGCGGCACAGAUAUGUUUGCUGAAGGAAGAUGGGUUUGGAUAGAGAAUUUAGAACCUAUAUCGUAUAACCACUGGUAUAUACCUUCUCAUCAACCAGACGGAGGAGCCGGGCAGAAUUGUUUGAAUUGGAUUUCCAGUAACGGAUAUUUUUGGCAUGAUGUUCCCUGCAAGGAAAACUACAAAUUUAUUUGUCAGCGGAAUAAAAAGCAAAAAAAGAGCAAUGAACAGUGAGGAAAGAAUUUUUUAAGUAUUGAAAUAAAAUAUAAGAAUAA
Messenger RNA from Mytilus californianus (California mussel), 545 nucleotides. RefSeq names its product perlucin-like protein. NCBI's taxonomy places the organism in Eukaryota, Metazoa, Mollusca, Bivalvia, Mytilida, Mytilidae. The transcript has 5 exons. The coding region runs from base 28 to 504 and encodes 158 amino acids. The record is from RefSeq and is a predicted model, not a curated record.